Messenger RNA from Penicillium olsonii, 438 nucleotides. NCBI's taxonomy places the organism in Eukaryota, Fungi, Ascomycota, Eurotiomycetes, Eurotiales, Aspergillaceae. The record is from the annotation of a GenBank genome assembly.
AUGACCUAUAUUCUCACCUAUUUCCUCCUAUUCACAGUGAUCGUGGGUGGAACAGGUCAGUGUUCCUUCCAUGGACCCUUGUUUCUCAUGUUGUGCUUGAACCCUGACCAGUCAUUAGCACUUUACCUCACAAGGUCCCGAUGGAUGCACUUGGUCCAUGUACCCGACUACCUUUAUCAUCGCCUCCCAUCAAGCUUUACAGCUGAUCUAGAGGCUGGGAUGAGCUCAUCCCACUUCGAUGUCACGGCCAACAUUGCCGACGGCGAUACGAGAGCUGGGCUUGAUCAAAACGCCAAGAGAGAUAUUCGAAGGAUCAUGAAAGGCCGCCGGGUCAAUUUCGACGAAGCACGUCGUAUUUACACGGAACAACGAUUUGCAAAGAAUAACAUUGGACCGGACGGCCGCCCAAGAGACCCAAAAUUCGUUUCGUUCUCAUAA